Paramacrobiotus metropolitanus is the source of this 2242-nucleotide messenger RNA. RefSeq lists its product as uncharacterized. The transcript has 3 exons. Bases 14 to 1975 code for a protein of 653 amino acids. NCBI's taxonomy places the organism in Eukaryota, Metazoa, Tardigrada, Eutardigrada, Parachela, Macrobiotidae. The record is from RefSeq and is a predicted model, not a curated record. Gene Ontology annotation, molecular function: protein serine/threonine kinase activity; ATP binding. Gene Ontology annotation, biological process: protein phosphorylation. Gene Ontology annotation, cellular component: cytoplasm.
CAAUGUGAUAUAAAUGUUGCACCUAAUGCCGGGGCUCCAUCACGCAUUUCAUGAAAUCUGGCGGCUGUUCUAUUUGCAUCGCAACGGUAUCAAAAUGGCGUUCACACCCGGCAAGCAAACAAUAAGUGUAACUAUCAACGGUAAACCGCACCAUUUUAAGUUGGUAAAAGUUUUGGAUUCGGAAAAAAAAGUCAAGCUCAUCGAAGAAAUUGUUGACGGUCAACUGCUGGACGGUGAACCGGUGCGGGAUAGGAUGAAACUGGUGAUGAAAGACGUGGAGAUAAAGCUGUCCACGGAUGCGGCUGCCCGGGCAACAACCCUCCGGACACUGCGAGAAUCGUGGAAGCGAAUGUGCCGCGUUCAACACUGUAAUGUUCUGCAGUGCAUCUCUGCCACUUUGAGCGAACCCGGUUCCCAAGAGAUCGUGAUGAGCGGCACCCAAAUCAUGGAGUACAGCGAUAUGGGCGAUUUAAAGCAGCACAUGCAGCACCAAAGGAAGACGACACCCAUCACCAUGGACCAAGUGAAAAACUACAGCUACCAAAUACUACAAGGCAUUGAAUACCUACACUCAGCGUUCAACCUGGUCCACGGUGAUCUCAAGCCGCAGAACAUUAUCGUCUUUCCUGAUCCCAGUCGGCCGUACGGUACGGUUUUAAAGAUCAUCGACCUGGAUGACCAUGCUGCGCUGGACUAUUCGCGUACAAAAACGCUGCAGACUGGAGCGAAGGUCGUCAGUGGUACGCUAUGCUACAUGUCGCCGGAGCUGCUGCAGAUCGGCAGCGGAGGGAAGAAUAAAGUGGGUCGACUGACGGAUAUCUGGAGUUUUGGUUGCAUUAUCCUGGUACUGCUUAGCGGUGAACAACAGCUCAAAUUUGCGUACUGUGCCGACCGCAUUUUCACGGAUCCUCUCGACCCGGCAUUGCAAUGUACGGCAUUUCAGACUGUCGUCGAUCCGGAGGACUUUCGACGUAGAGGCGGAAUGACCAUGCCGUUGCUGCCAGGGAGUCUUACGGAUAAGAACUGUCGUGAUUUUUUAAAGCAGUGCCUGGCAAGCGAUCCGCAGAAGCGUAGUAGGACCGCCAUAUUGCAUACGCAUUCGUGGCUGAUUCAUGAACAUGAACGUUCCCUUACUGCAAGAGGACUGACGCAUACCAGCAAGUUCUUCCUUCAUCGCGAGCCAAGCUGGCCGGGAACCGUUGUUGACUGUCCACCAAAAGAAAAGCACUGGGUUCGUGGACUACACAAUGGUGGUACUAUUCUGACGCACUCUUUACGUGCACUAUGUCAGUACCCGGUUUACGAGGACGCCAGGCAAACCCUGCUCGCCGAACUGCGAAGUCAACCCUUUAGUGAGAAGCAAAAAGAAAUGUGUGUCAACCAUUUGGCGGCUGUCAUUACUACCCUGAAACCCAUCGAGCAAGAGACAGCAACACAAAUAAAAGAAUUUUUUGCAAAAAACAAGGAAGGUUGUGCGACGAUACGGCCACUGUUUCCCGUGUAUUUGUCGCUUCCCGUGUUGUGCGAUUUCCUCAAUAAUUUCUCCGCGGGACAGUAUGGUGCAUUGAUCGACCCGAGCUCGGUUACCCAGUACGCGUACAGCGUUAAGUCAAACCUGGAGUGGAAGGACAUAGAGAGUGCUCUGGAUAAGAAGCAUCCCGUUAUUUGCCAGAUCGCUCAGAACGAGAUCGAUCAAGACAGUACCCUGGUGACCGGUGCCAGAAUGUUGUCACUGGGUCAUCUCUGUCCGCACAAGCUCAUUGAGCUGGACUUUGUCAUUCUGACAGGAUACUCGAAGACAAUGAGUGGAGAUACGUAUGCCUCGUACACCAAAGCGGAAGGCGAUACCAUGGAGAUGAAUGUAAAGGAUUUUGAGGCGAUCUGGAACUGGCGUGCGAGUGAUUCGUUGCUGCAACAGUAUCUGACGCUGGAGGAUGUCCGACCUGCGUCCGCUCUCUUUCGAUCAGUAAUCUAAAGGUUAAAGGCUAAAGACCACAUUAUGCUCGUCUUCUGCGCUCAGUUUUUUGGAUAACAUUUCGUUUAUUUUAUUAAUUUAUCUAUAGUCAGCGGAUGUAUUUGUACAUGCGAUUAUCACUAGGAUAGCUUGUUUACAACUUUACAUACAACAUACAAGUACAAAUUGUACAUGGUAUUAUUUUCGAGGUAUGUGCCUUCAUACGUCAUGGUAUUACAUGGCAUUUCAUAAUAACGGUGUCAUUGCGUUUUUGGAUACUGUGGUAGA